GCUGGGCCCGGCCUGGGCCUGCCCGCUAGUGCGGGCCCUUCCCAGGCCCGUCUCUUCUCCCGCGCUGCUCCGCCCGCUCCGAGCCCACGGGGAGCCCCGGGAGGCGCCGGUUCCCGGGUGCCUCGGAGGAUUUCGGUGCUGAGGCUCGCGGUGUGCGGUACCCGGAGGCCACACACCGCAGUGCGCGGGGUUUGCUGGGGACCCGCAUUCAUUUUCUAAAGAGCCGGGGAGUUGCGAGGUUCGCUCAAGGCCCCGCUGCUCACACGCUGUAAGCUGUGCGUGUACCCCGUACACUGUUUAAACCGCACGUGUUUAAGCCUUCUAUUCUUCAGAAGUCUCCUGAGAGCAGCCGGAACUGCACAAAAAUUAAAUGAGCGGGUAUCUAUAGUCAAAUUACUGAACAAAUACUCAUCAUUGAAACUUAAUGAGCUGUGUUUCUAGCAUAUGUCAGAAGACCUUGCUAAGCAGUUGGCCAGCUACAAAGCUCAGCUUCAGCAAGUCGAGGCUGCCUUAUCUGGCAAUGCAGACAAUGAGGAUUUACUGAAACUGAAGAAAGACUUACAGGAAGUCAUAGAGUUAACCAAAGAUCUCCUUUCAACACAACCUUCGGAAACUCUUGCAAGUUCUGACAGUUCCGCGUCCGCCCUGCCCAGUCACUCAUGGAAGGUUGGGGAUAGGUGUAUGGCCAUAUGGAGUGAGGAUGGACAGUGUUACGAAGCUGAGAUUGAAGAAAUAGAUGAGGAGAAUGGAACAGCUGCGGUUACAUUUGCUGGAUAUGGCAAUGCUGAAGUCACACCUCUGUUCAACCUGAAGCCUGUGGAAGAGGGAAGGAAAGCAAAAGAGGACAGUGGCAACAAACCCAUGUCCAAAAAAGAGAUGAUAGCCCAGCAACGAGAGUAUAAAAAGAAGAAAGCUUUGAAAAAAGCUCAGAGAAUUAAAGAACUUGAACAGGAACGAGAGGACCAGAAAGUCAAGUGGCAACAGUUUAACAACAGAGCCUAUUCUAAAAACAAAAAAGGCCAGGUGAAAAGGAGUAUUUUUGCUUCCCCUGAGAGCGUAACUGGCAAGGUUGGCGUUGGAACAUGUGGAAUUGCAGACAAACCUAUGACACAGUAUCAAGAUACCUCUAAAUAUAAUGUCAGGCAUCUGAUGCCUCAGUAACAGAUGAAAACGGUGGAACUUCAUCUCUGCAGGGCUUUACACUUACCUUUUUAUCAUUAUAUUUUUCUAAAAGUAAAUUAUUUGUUGGCACAUAGUGAGUAGUCCAUUUUGUCACCAUCACUUUGGCUUCAGCUGAUUUGAGCCUUAAAUCUCCAGCUAUUGAUUUAAACCCCCCCAACCAUUAAACUUUUUGUAGCAGGUAAAUGUUCAUGAACUGCUGUUGCCUAUUACUUUCAAAGCAGUAUUUGUCUGCAGCUCUGAAUCUUUCAGUCAUACCAGUAGUGAAGGUUUUUUUUUUUCUUCCCCCUCUAUAAAAAGUGGUGGUAUAAAAAUGGCACUGUAAGUCUCCUUGGUUUCUGUAGUCACGGUGCUCUCUGUGACACUCAGCAUUACAGAGCUGCUGCAGCUCUGGGAGAGAGCUUACAUGUCACAUGGAAUUGCUAAGGAAGUUUAAAUAACUCUCUAAGAAAUCCACUGCAGAUUGAUUUGUACAGCUGUAAAUGAGGGCAGAACAGGGCUGAUAGGAUCUUUAUUACUGAUGAUCACUUAUGUUUCAGCAACAACAAAUUUGACUUAAUUCCAGUCCAAAUUUUUUGCGCUUGAAUUUAAGCAGAGGAGAUGCUGUUUCUUGUUAGUCGUUUUUCUUUGUUUUAUAAAUACUCAUCAAAUUAUAAUAGGAAGUUAAUGAAAUGUAACCAGAAAACCAUAGGACAAGGAACUGUACUUAAAGAGUCCCCACCCAUCCUCAGGGAUCAGAGUUGGAGUGUAACUAGUUGUGCUGUGGAAAGGAGCUGUCCUGUCCUCCCUUGUAGAUAUUGUAGGUGUGUUGGUACAGUCACAGACCUGUUGGUACAGUCACAGCAGUGACAGCUUGUGCCUGGACACCCAUCCAGACAAGGAGAACCACAGCACAGCAGAUACAAAUGCCUAGAUCCCACUUAGUUAAUUGUGAGUGAGUAAAGGUUAGCUGGGAGUUUCUGUCCUUACAUAACUGACUGGCCCUAGUGUCCAUUGUACCUUCAGCUGUAUUACAGUGCUGCUGAGCCCCUUCAGUUUUCUUCAGGAAUCCACGUGUAAAAGCUCUUGCUUUUUUGUACUCUCUGUGAUUUGCUUUCCUCUGUUCCUUGUCUCGCACUUACGGUAGUGAUGCCACCUCUGAACCCGUAAUGUGUUUAAAGAAGUUAAUGGGUAGCCCUGUAUACAAUGUAGAUAUUAUUUUUGUAAAAUCUAGGGCUGAGUUAAUGGACAAGAGUACAUCAGCUAUUUCCCCCAUUAAAUAAAAUGUGUGUCUUGUCCAUUAACCCUGACCAUUAUUUCCCUGUAUAUUAUGUUAAUGUAGCUCAUUUUGUAAUUUGUUAACUAGAUCAGGUCACGUCAGCAAUUGUUGAUGCACUGAUUGGUGGAAAUGUCCAUCAGUUACCUGAGUCACAACUCAAGCUAAACUCUACAAGCAGUAGUUUAGAAUCCAUACAUAGAAAAAGGUUCUCCCUAUAUUGGGAGAAAGUGAUUUUUAUGAAUACAAAGUGUGUUAAUUUCAGUUUUGUAUGUUUAACUUUUAUUAAAUAAAGUGUUUAAAAUCUGCUGGA
Poecile atricapillus (Black-capped chickadee) is the source of this 2747-nucleotide messenger RNA. It is a transcript of the gene SMNDC1, whose product is annotated as survival motor neuron domain containing 1. NCBI's taxonomy places the organism in Eukaryota, Metazoa, Chordata, Aves, Passeriformes, Paridae. Gene Ontology annotation, molecular function: RNA binding. The record is from RefSeq and is a predicted model, not a curated record. Gene Ontology annotation, cellular component: cytoplasm; precatalytic spliceosome; nucleus. The transcript is spliced from 6 exons. Gene Ontology annotation, biological process: mRNA processing; regulation of alternative mRNA splicing, via spliceosome. Bases 445 to 1161 code for a protein of 238 amino acids.